Messenger RNA from Styela clava, 1011 nucleotides. The record is from RefSeq and is a predicted model, not a curated record. Lineage: Eukaryota; Metazoa; Chordata; Ascidiacea; Stolidobranchia; Styelidae.
CGACAAUCUGUCGAUGAGGCAACACGGUUCGUCAGUCGGUUUGCAUUCGCACGUUUGCUGUCACACAGCCGCGGUGCGAUUGCGCUCGCGUGUUUUGCCGUGUUCUGUACCGGUAAUUGCAAUUUUUUAUACUAUACGGUGGCCUAGAAAUUGCUUAUUAGCGAGACUGCAGAAAUAAGUCACAAAAACGAUGGAACUGAACGAACAGGUCACCAUAGUUCUAGAUGAGGGCAUGCUUAUAGGCCUUGUCGAGCAACAUCCACAUCUAUAUAACUCAUCAAUAAAAAGUUAUAGGAACAGCAACCUUCGAGAUGUAACUUGGAGAUCUAUCGCAUCGGCAAUAAACACUAAUGUUGAUGUGGUCAAAAAAUUGUGGUCAAAGUUGAGAGAAAGAUAUAUGAGGGAAAAAAGGAAAGAGAGAGAUUUACACAGAAGUGGUGCAGGGGCAGCAUCAGGAGGGAGAUGGCAGUUCAUGCAUGCCUUGGAGUUUUUAGAGCCGCAUGUCCAGCCAAGAAGUACUUCUGGAAAUUUGACAACGGAUUCAAGUGAAAUUGAUGAAGGAGUAUCUUCUGAGGAAGUUCAGUUGUCAAUUCAGUCACCGAGUUAUACAGAUUCAAUCGAUUAUACCAAUUUGACCCCAAAGCGCCCCAAAAAAAAUACACCUGACAAAAUAGACGAGGCCAUCCUGGAAUGUGUGAGAGAUGGUAAAUUGGAUGCAGAAGACCAUUAUUGCUCCAGCCUUGCUUUUUCGUUGCGAAGCCUAGAUGAGAGAAGCAGGUCGUUUGUCAAAUGCGAAAUACAGAGAAUUGUGCAUGAGGCCAAAUAUGGGGAUGUAGGCAUGUAACAUUACGUUUGGGGGCUAUUUCACAUUUUGUCUCAAAAUCAAUAAAAGCCUGCUUUGGAAAUGUUGUUGCUUAAUAUUUGGGGAAUCUGAUGGCACGUUCUUUUUAGAAGCCUGUAGAUCCCGCCCUGUAAAAACCCUGCAGGGCGAAUGGGGGUAAUACAUGCUAU